CAUGUAAGGAAGAGAAAAAUAUUUCAAUGCUCUCUAAGCUAACGUAUACAUAGAUUGCAGCUGGAAACCUUCAUCCUGAGUUAAUAAGACUUCUUUUGCAACACGGAGCAGAUGGGACAGCCAGAACCGGGGAGCAUGCCUUGAUGCCCUGGGAAAUGACAGCAAUUUUCCCCUGUGUGACGCUAGGUAUUCGAUAUAAGAGAUCUUACCCUUACAUGUUCUGCCGUUUCAAUAAACUUCAGGUCCAGAACGACUAUGAGACUUACAACAUGCAGAGGAGGGUUUUGCUCGCCCUGACAGAGCUUGAAAGAAAUCAAAUACUUAUUGAUUGUCCUACAACAAGCAAAUUUUCCACCUUUCAAACGAUGCUUGUACUGGAAGAAACCCUCACCGCCAAUGAAUUUUGUGCCUCUACUCAUAACGAGGCCGGAUCAUCUCGGCCUUGCUCUUGGCUGCUUAGAAAUCUCCAACAUUCGGAUGAAGGUCCUUCUUGGAUGGAUCUUAUUGUUCAAGUUCUUCUCCUCGGCUUUGUAGACCUCCCUGAUUUGGUACGUGAGAUUCGUCAGUACUACAAUGACGAAUCUCUCAAAGCAGAUAUGUAUCAGGUGGCAAGGGGAGGUCUUGACCGGACUGAAUACGAUGACGGCACCAAGACAUUCGUAAGUGAAGUAAGAAAAUACGGUUUUAGCAAUUUUAAAGUAUUUUUGGAAGAGAUCAAGGACAUACAUUUUAUUAUCACCAAACCCUUUUACAAUUUCGAGCUAGAGAGAUGGACAACACAACCAGGAACUUUAGCAAGAGCAGCCCUGGCUGAACAGCUAAGCUUCUGGUGGUUUCGGUUUUUAUUAGAAUACUUGAACGUCAAUCUGGAGGAGUUUGCGAUACAAGAAUGCGCGGUGCUUGAUGAUGGCUGGACACCGAAAACGUUUAUCGCACUUUUCGAAGACCAGACUCCUCUCUAUGAGGACCAGUUCGUCUUUCUUGAUUUCGAUAGAUCUUGCCGCCUAUGUGGGUCGUUUCCGUAUACCCAGUAUUGGUCUCGUAACCCAUGGAAUGAGCUCUGGAGAGAGCACGUCAAGAAGAUAAAGGCCGGGUUCAGCCCUGAUGACCCAGAAUCAGAGAAAGAGCGAGCGUUGCAAAGAGAUUGUGAAAGAUGGACACAUGGCUUUGCAUGCGAAGACAUUUGCAUACAGUGCCAAUUAAGUAUGGAAGAGAAGCUAGAUAUGGAGAGGGAAGAUUGUCAGGAGAACUCUCCAUUUCUCCUCGACAUUGACAUCUGAUUCAUUCGGCUCAAUCUCGAUUACAUCAAUCAUCAUGACUCGGCUCCGUGAACGAUUAUCUGAGCGGCAGCGACAAUCCAAACAACAGUAGCAGAAGCGGAAGCGGAAGCCAUUG
Molecule: messenger RNA, 1395 nt
Organism: Xylona heveae TC161
Lineage: Eukaryota; Fungi; Ascomycota; Xylonomycetes; Xylonales; Xylonaceae
Exons: 2
Coding region: 144-1280 (378 amino acids)
Source: RefSeq, a predicted model, not a curated record